This is a messenger RNA of Pseudomyrmex gracilis, 2741 nucleotides long. It is a transcript of the gene chinmo, whose product is annotated as zinc finger protein chinmo-like. The coding region runs from base 339 to 686 and encodes 115 amino acids. The transcript has 3 exons. Lineage: Eukaryota; Metazoa; Arthropoda; Insecta; Hymenoptera; Formicidae. The record is from RefSeq and is a predicted model, not a curated record.
CCGCCCCGCAUCCGCUCCUGCUGGAGAACCACUUCUACCAACCGUUCACCCAUCCCUCCGAGACUCCCUCGCAUCCCCACACCGCGCCCCACACGCCCACGGAAUUGGAACAGCAGCUGGAACGAGCGCGGUCCGAGGAACUCAACAACUGUGAUCUCAAGGAAAACGUUGCCGAAGAUCUUCGAAUAAAGCAGGAACCAGUGGCACUGAACGAUCGGGACAGGGGGGAGAAAUUGGCGGAGAGAUUGUCCGGCGACGUGUAUCCUGGACGGGGGUUUGACGCGAGCUCGUACGGCACGAAUUCGGACCAUCUGCCGCACGAGGCGCAGCUGGGUCCGAUGGUGUCGAUGCCGCCGGUUCAUCCGCCGACUCCUGAUCAAAGCCGCGCGCCAGUGAGCAUAGUGACGUCCGCUGUGUGGAACACGAAGAUCAACAAGGCCAGCACUGUCACAACCAUCGACGGCGGUAAGAAAAUGAAGUGUCCCUCCUGCGAGAGAUUAUACGGCUACGAGACGAAUCUGCGCGCUCACAUCCGGCAACGUCAUAUGGGCAUAAGGGUGCCGUGUCCGUUCUGCACGCGAACGUUCACCAGGAACAACACCGUGAGGCGGCAUAUCGCGCGGGAGCACAAAGAUCAGCUCAGACAGAAGGCCAAUCAUUCGGUCUCGGACUCCGUGCAGCAGUAACAACGUCUUCGGCGUCGCUGUCCCCGUCGCCAGCGCGAUCGUCGUCUGCGCGCGAUGGUACCGGAGGAGAACACUCAGUUCCGGCGACCACCACCCGCUAGAGCUGAUCGCGAUGCCGAGUCGUGGAUACAGAGCGAGCGGGACGAGAGAGGAGAGGCUGCAGUAUAGGUACCUUCGUUUUCCCUUCGUCGUCGUCAGCGUAUGCCGUCCCGGUUCCUCGUCGCGAGGACAAUCUCUCCGUGCGCUUGCGGAAAAACAAAGAAAAUGUCGUCUUAGAUACGUUGCAGUUUAUAUAUAUAUACGUGGAGAAAAAAACGAUCCUGAAGAGAUUUGCCGAGUAACGGAAGAAGGAAGAAGAAGAAGAGAAAAGAGCGCGGGACGCACAUGGAAGCGCCAAAAGGCCUCGGACAACACGCUCGCGAAAACGCUGCGAAUCACAAAACUAGUCAAUGAAAGUGCAACGGUCAAGUAAGGUUUUUAUUAACUAGGAGCUUUUUCUUCAACGGGCGAGAGAGAUCGCGAGUGAAGAUAAUAAAAAAAAAAAAAAAAAAAAAAGCGGAACGAAAUAAUAGAAGAGCGCGGAUAUAUUAUAUUAAGCACAAUUUAUAUAAAACACAGAGUCAUAAAGCGCAGGCGACUGCGACGAGAGAACUGCACAACUCAGGUAAAAACAAAACAAAACAAAAAAAAAACAGAACACUCACAUAAUCGUGGCACGAAUACGCAGUUAGCGCGUCCAAGAGGGGAAGACAGAACUUUUGUAAUAGUUCGACAUUUGUAUACCAUAGGAUCGGAGUUUUACUCGCCGUCGCAUUUUUAAUCGUUAUACACCGCCGUUACCAAUUUAUACCUAUUUCUGGUACUAUUCUACUGUCGCUAUUGAGAAGUCGAGAGCCUAUAUAGGAUCGUGAUCACACUUGGGUGAUAUAUAUAUCCAUAAACCGUUACGUUACACGUGCACAGUGCCAAAGCCAGACGCUUUUUUACUCUGAACUAACUCACACAUCAAACUUUCGGUUUCGCCUUUUCGUAUAACCGACGCGUUACGCGGUGACAGACUCACAUAUCCGAAAUAUCGCGCCGAGACAACAUCCGAUAUACGCACACGUAUAUAUACACACACACCACUCAUACUUUGUACUGUACAGAUUAACGAUUUUAUACAAUAUAUUUACGAGAUUAUAAACUGCGAUUCUAAAAGGCGGACGACUGUCGUGCGAUUCGGUCGCGGAAGCGCGCACGACCGCUGACAGAUACUUCCUGGCGAAUGCGCCGAACGAAGCGGAGUCGACCGAGCAAUAAUAAUCACAUUGAUACGUACAUCAUUUUAUUAUAAUUAUAAUAAUAAUAAUAUACGUCGACGUAGAUAUCUUUUCUAAAGCGCGCGAUUAUAUAUAUAUAUAUAUAUAUUAUAAUAUAGUAUAUUAUUUACGCGUUCGCCACGGAAGUUUCUCGCGGCUGCGCCGACGCGGCGAACCGAUUACUACCACUUUGUUACCUGUUUACAAUGUUUAAAAUACGGACUUUUGUCCGGAGCAAUAGUCGCGUAAAAAAAAAAAAAAAGCCGAGAAAAUAUAGAAUAUAGCCAUCGAUUACACACGUGUGAAGGAAAUAGUUUUGCGCGCGAAAUAGUUGCUAUCCCGGUUAUAUAAGAGAAUAUGUGAUCAAUGCAAUAGAUUUAUAUUACACAUUUUACCUAUAUGUAUAGAUAUAUAUAUAUAGAGAUAUACUCCUAGUCAGGAUGGCACCCACGAUAUUACUUUGUUACAGUAUUUUACACAUUUAUACAGAUUUAUUCUAUCUUAUUUUGUUUUCCUCCCCAUUUCGAUUGUUCUCGCUCUUUUGUGUUUUUUUUCUUUUUUUUCUUUUGCAAAAAGUUACAAAUGGUUAUAUUCUCACAACGAUACCGCCUAUGCCGUAAGUUUAUCAAUGACAAUAGAGAAAGACGAUAUAGAGAAUUAUUUAGUAUUUAAAUGCGUCGUGCGCGAGUUAGGGAUAAUAAACAAUAGCACACACAGAAGAUUAUAUAUAUAUGUAUAUGGAGAAGCUAAAAAU